CUAUCUAUCUAUCUAGUCACUGUGUCAGUUCUACAGUAUAUGUACAGUAUAGUAGAUCUUGUUAUUAAUAUGUCCAGCAGGGGGCGCGUGGACUCUCCCGUUAGUGAACCAACGAAUGACGUCACUGGAAUUUCAAGAUGGCUCCGGAUCACGGUCAGGAUACGGUCUUCUACCGGUCUGAGACGGGAAAGCGUUGAUGUUUUAGCUGGCAUGUCUGCUAACUCACGGUAUCUGCGUACUAUUAUCUAUCACCAUCACCCCGUUAAUGUGGCGGAGGACAGCGUGAAUAGGCGUCAUGGUGAAAGAAGAGCGGGGUACAACACUGAACUACAGCGCCUCGGCUGUCAAGCGUUUUGAAUGAGAUGGAAAAGACCGAGGAUGAACCUGUACAGAUAUAUUUCUUUUAUAUGAGAGAGUAGCACGAGACGGUAACACUCCUCACUGGAUGGUUUAAACGAGGACUGCAGUAGAGGUCAUCUGCGGUGCUAUCAGGGAUUGGGCUGCGGCCGAUGGGUUAUCCGCCCAGCAGGGUCCAAAAGAGCAUUGUCGUCUCCGAGCAUUGUGGGCAUCACCUGUGAAGCUGAUGGUGGAGUCAUCUUCCUCUGGAGGCAGGGGUGCUGAGGAAGGCGGACCACCUCCACGCAUCGCAGAUGUUACAGACAGGCGGGAGAACAUAAUGCAAGGCAUGUUCUCCCACGCUGGAUCAACGCGGAGAGAGAAAGGCCAGGACCACGAGGCGGCGGAGUCACGUGACGAAGCACAGCACCAGACCAGCAACCAGCCGUGUGGCACUAAGCUCCCAAACGGACAUGCGGGCCACGGUUCGCGUGAAGUGACCGAGCGGGACGACCCCGAGUCAUCUCAUCCUGCAGGAAGCUACUCGAAUUCCCAAGAUGUCCGCGUGAUUGCAAACGGAGAACUGUCGGCAGGCUCCAGAGGUGGUGCUUUGGAUGCCGGCGCUUCUCCUCCACCUCAAGAAGAGAGAACUACCAGCUCGGAGGACUGCUCGAACUCCCAAAACGACACCAGAAGUUGUUCCGAAGGCGACCCGUCGACUCCGAAACUCUCUCUCAGGACGUUCUCCUCCAGCGCUUUCCUCAAUGCUGACUCCGCUCCUCUCAGCCCGGACGACGACGACGACGACGACGAGACCUUUUCCGCGUCGGACAGACCUGACGACCUGAGCUUCACGGACGUGAGUCUGAAACCCAGGAACACUUAUGAGAUCAGUCGACGUCAGAGCGCCCCAGACAACAUCCCUGGUGUGUUGAGUGUUGCUGUCGCAGAUCUGACUCUCAGCCAGAGGAAACAUGGCAUCUCUGAGAUCUUCAGCAGAAGUCUGUUCUCCAGAAAGCAGAGGGAGGCCCAGAGCGCACCAGGAUGGAAACUCUUUGGAAAGGUCCCGUUGAGAGAGAGUCCCCCCAAAGACUCCAAAACCAUUCAGCAGGAAGGUAACCCAGGCAAUCUCACAUCUGUAUCUACACCCAAUCUCUUAAGUUCAGGGGAGUACGAGGCUAAGGUGUCUAAAUCGGGCCAGAGUCCCUCCCUGCCCGCUCAGGGCCGACGGAAGAACCUGGAAUUCGAACCAUUGUCCACCACAGCCCUCAUAUUAGAGGACCGCCCCUCGAACCUCCCAGCUAAGUCGGAGGAAGAGGCACAGCGCCACCGCCAGGAGUAUGAUGAAAUGGUUGCGGAGGCCAAGAAGAGAGAGCUGAAGGAGGCCCAGAAGAAGAAAAAGCAGAUGAAGGAAAGAUUUAAACAGGAGGAAAGCAUCGCCAAUGCCAUGGUGGUUUGGAACAACGAAAUCCUUCCCAACUGGGAAAGCAUGCGUGGUACGCGGCGUGUGAGGGAUCUGUGGUGGCAAGGUCUUCCUCCCAACGUGAGGGGGAAAGUCUGGAGUCUGGCCAUUGGGAAUGAGCUGAACAUAACCUCAGACUUGUAUGAGAUCUUUCUCUCACGGGCUAAGGAGCGCUGGAAGAGCUUCAGGGAGACAGGCAGUGAGAUGGAGUCAGAAGCUGACAGCGCGGACCGUGAGUCCAGUCUGGAUUUGAUCAAACUGGACAUCUCGCGCACAUUUCCACCGCUCUUCAUCUUCCAGAAGGGUGGGCCGUACCAUGAUCUCCUGCACAGCAUUCUGGGAGCAUACACCUGUUACAGACCUGACGUGGGAUAUGUUCAGGGAAUGUCCUUCAUAGCUGCCGUGUUGAUUCUCAACCUGGAGGAGGCCGACGCUUUCAUCGCCUUCGCCAACCUCCUCAACAAACCCUGUCAGAUGGCUUUCUUCAGAGUGGACCACGAGCUGAUGCUGAAGUACUUUGCAGCAUUUGAGGUGUUUUUUGAGGAAAAUCUCCCGAGACUUUUUAAUCACUUCAAGAGUUACAACCUCACCCCUGACCUGUAUCUCAUAGACUGGAUCUUCACCCUCUACACUAAGUCCCUGCUGCUGGAUGUGGCGUGUCGGGUGUGGGACGUGUUCUGCAGAGACGGCGAGGAGUUCCUGUUUCGCACGGGGCUCGGGAUUCUGCGGCUCUACGAGGAAGUGCUCCUGCAGAUGGACUUCAUCCACAUCGCUCAGUUCCUGACCAGACUCCCGGAGGACACGCCGUCCGAACGCCUUUUCAGCUGCAUCGCCAACACUCAGAUGAUUAGCAGCAACAGGAAGUGGACACAGGUGUUUAAUGCCCUCAUAAAGGAUAAAGAAAUGGAAAAAAGCAGCAGUCCUACAGUGAAAAACUCUUGAACUCUCAACGUUUUUUUUUUUUUUUUUUUUAUAUUUCCAGUUGACUUUAACUCUCCAUUAGAAGAGAGGAUUGUAUAAAACGGGCUCAAAGAAAUGACAUGAAGAAAAAGCUAAACUUGAUUCAUUUGUUAACCUUGCCAGUAUUACUGAUGUUACACAUUUGUAUAAGUGAAAAAUACAAGCAUUUUAUGAGAAAAUAUUCCACCAGCUUAGUCAUGUACUGUACCGGAUACCAGCAUCAGGCUUUUUCUUGAUAUUGGUGCAUUUUGAAGAAGUGUGCCGACAUACCAUUAACUCAAUUUGUAUGCUGAAGUAUAUUCGGUCGGAGCCUGUUUAAUGCACUUGAGAUUUUAAUAAUGGAAUAGCGAGGUUCUGAGAUUUAAAAAAAAAAUGUGAUUUCUUUUAAGCGGUCUUGUUUUGUAGAGCAAGACCCUAAUGAAGUGCAAUAGAAUAUGUCAGAUGCAGUUAAUAAUGCAGGAGUAAUGCAUAGAGUGUGUUGUUGAGAUGUUUGAAAGCAUUUUGCUGCUUCUUGACGAAGAAUUAUUGCAUUGAGUAGUCCCAUUCUGCUACUUUAAUUUCUUCAAGACACUAAUAUGUAGCCUAGAGCUGCAAAACGAUUAAUCGCGAUUAAUUGCAUUCAAAAUAGAUGUUUGUUUACAUACUGUAUGUUUACUGUAUAUAUUUAUUAUGCAUAUAUAAAUACACACACAUGUAUAUUUAUUAAAAUAAUGUGUAAAG
Puntigrus tetrazona (Sumatra barb) is the source of this 3478-nucleotide messenger RNA. It is a transcript of the gene tbc1d12b, whose product is annotated as TBC1 domain family, member 12b. The coding region runs from base 584 to 2740 and encodes 718 amino acids. The transcript has 15 exons. The record is from RefSeq and is a predicted model, not a curated record. NCBI's taxonomy places the organism in Eukaryota, Metazoa, Chordata, Actinopteri, Cypriniformes, Cyprinidae.